AUGGCCGCCGGCCAGCAGGCAGUAUGGAGGCUGCAGACAGGCAACGUUGUUCUGAAGCUCGAGCAGGCACCUGUGCAGCCAGGCCAGCCACAGCAAGAGGCGGCCCCGGCGCACCACUAUCAGCAGCAGCAGCAGCAGGACUUUGCCCACUCGCCACCGGGCUGUGCGCCGGGCGCGGCGCCCCCGCGCCAGCUAGUCGGGCAGCGCGACUUGCUCGUGGCACCGCAGCCGCUGGCCGACCUGGCGACCGUGAUUGCGGACGCGGCAGCCGCCAACGACACCAGGCUUGAGCGUGUCGCACGCAUGCUCACACGCCACCGCGCCGCCGCGGCCGCCGCCUCCCCUGCGGGCGCCACCUCGGGGGCUGCCGAGGCACGCGCCGCGUAUGCUGUCGCCCUCCGAGAAGCAGCGCUGGACGCCGCGCACCGCUCCGACGCCCUUCUCGCCCGCGCCCGCGAGCAGGGCGGGGCUGCCGCCGCCGCCGCCGAGGCGCCGCGGCCGCGACCCGCGCCGCCGCCAGCCGGCACGCCGUCCGGGGCGCCGUCAUCGGUGGCGGCCAGCAUGAUAGCUGAGGCGCUGUUGGCAGUUAAAGACGCGGCUGCGGUCAAGGGCGGGGAGCCGGUGGUCGUCCCAUGCAUGGCAUCGGCUGACCCUACGCAGCCCACAACGCUGCCGCCAGGUCAGCGCAUGCUGAUCGCAGCCAACCUCCGCAGUAGCGAGGCGGUGGCCCCCAAUUUCAUGAUCCAGGUGCUGACGCUCGCGCUCUCGCAGCAGGGGCUGCAGGGCGUUGGCGGUGGCGGCGGCAACAGCAGCAGCAGCAGCAGCCGCAACAUUAGCAGCAGCGGCGCCAGGAGCAGCGGCAGCGCCGGCGGCGAUCCUCAGGGCGGGCGCAGCCGAGUGUUUGUGGCUGUGUACGAAAGCGGGAGCCAGGCGGGCGACAAAACUGGCCGCUGGCUGACGCUGCUGCGCAUGCUGCUGGAGCCCAUCGGCGUGCCAUGCAACAUCACUGCAGGCGGCAGUCUCACCCGGCAGCAGGGGCAGGAACGGAUCGAGUUUCUUGCGGCAGCCCGCAACGCCCUCCUGCCGCCCGUCGGCCCGCAGCCGCUAGCGGCUGGCAUCAAGGGCUCUGCUGCGCAAGCGGCGGUGGCGACACAAGAGGGGGAUAUGAAUCAAGAGGUGUUCGCCGCCUCUGACGUCCUGUUCGUCAAUGACGUCUUCUUCUGCGCCGCCGACGCGCUGCGCCUGCUGUGGCUGGACGCGGACUUUGUCUCGGCCCUGGAUUUCGGCCACGUGGACAACAACCGCAACCCGGGGCACGGCGCCGGCCGGCGGCGCCUGGUGCAGCACGACGACUUGCAGGGCGGCAGCGGCAGCGAUGCGGCGCCAGCCGCCGCUGCGGCGCCAGCUGCAAGGGGUCACCUGCAGCACAGCCGCCGGGUGCUGCAGCGUGCGGCCCACGCCGCCCCCGCGGAAGCCGGCGGGGCUGGCGCUGCCGGCGGGGCACGGCGCCGUUUGGCAGGUUCAACGACGCCGCAGCGGCUGAACUUCGCUCGCAUGCUGGACAUCGCCGCGGCGCAGGGCAGCAAUAGGACGUCGGAGGCGUUUGUGCGCUUUCCCAUGUAUGAUGUGUGGGUGAUGAGGGACGCGUCGGGCCACCGCCUGCGCUGGACCCCGCCCUAUGGCAGCACACGCGCCACCACCCGCGCGCUCGCGCGCGGCGCGCCGUUCCCAGUCUACUGCGGCUGGGGUGGCAUGGCGCGCGUGGGGGCGCAGCCGUUUGCGGAUGGGCUGCGAUUCAGGAAGCAUCUGGAUGGGGAGUGCAUGGCGAGCCUUUUAUGCGACGACCUGCAUCGCCUCGGCUACCGCCGCACCCUCAUGGACCCCGGAUCGCGCACAACCUACGACAUGCCCACCGCCUGGGCGCUGCAUGCGCGCGCAUUCGACCUGGUCAACAUCUCCGGCCUGGGCAAGAUGCCCUGGGUGCACGUCGCGGCCCUGGGCCGCGCCACCGGCGGCCCUGCAGGCGCUGAGGGCCCGGCCUCUGCGCUCGCGACCGCCGGCGUGGACUGGGGGGCGGCGUCCAGCAUACCCUUGUACGGCGAGGUCGACUGCUGCUCCAAGGGGGAGGAUGCGGCCCAGGAUUUCGUGGCGUUCGAGGCGUGCCGCCCGGUGGACGUGAUGGGCCGCAACUACACUCGGUCAUUCUUUUCGCAGUGCCGGCUGGAGGGCCAGCACGCAGCCGGCGGCGGCGACGGCGGCGGCCAGCAGCACGCCGCCUCGCGCGCGCCGGGCGGCGCGGCCAGCCGCAGCCUGGCGGCAGCCCCAGUCGCGGCGCCGGCGAGCCCGCAUGAGCGGCAGCAGGGGAGGCGGCAGCUGGCGGCGGCAGCGGAUGCGGGUGCGGCGGCUGGAGAGGGGGCGUCGCGGUCGGGGCUGCAGUACCUGACGUCGCGCGAGCGCCACCCAGACGGCGCGUGGCACUCGCACAAAUACACCUCCUGCCCCCCUUAG
Molecule: messenger RNA, 2508 nt
Organism: Monoraphidium neglectum
Lineage: Eukaryota; Viridiplantae; Chlorophyta; Chlorophyceae; Sphaeropleales; Selenastraceae
Exons: 3
Coding region: 1-2508 (835 amino acids)
Source: RefSeq, a predicted model, not a curated record